Messenger RNA from Triticum aestivum (bread wheat), 3123 nucleotides. Its product is annotated as probable E3 ubiquitin-protein ligase RZFP34. Gene Ontology annotation, biological process: ubiquitin-dependent protein catabolic process; protein ubiquitination. Gene Ontology annotation, molecular function: ubiquitin protein ligase activity; zinc ion binding. NCBI's taxonomy places the organism in Eukaryota, Viridiplantae, Streptophyta, Magnoliopsida, Poales, Poaceae. The record is from RefSeq and is a predicted model, not a curated record. Gene Ontology annotation, cellular component: nucleus. Bases 1826 to 2725 code for a protein of 299 amino acids. The transcript is spliced from 12 exons.
AUAAGCUUCCAGUCUGACAAAUCUCUCUCGCUCAGCUUACGCCACUCCUACUAUAAUCCUAAAAAGACUCUCGCAGCUUUCGUCCCGACCCACUCUCGAUUCCCCUCCCCAAUCUACAGGAACGCCGCUCCAGGAUUCAGCCGCGAUUCGAUCGCCGAGGCGACCGCGCCGCGCUGUCCCGCCCACUCGAUUCGGUCGUGCGCGCGCUAGGAAGUUCGUCCGUCACGCGCCUCGCGGUUUUGUGUUCGUUUUCCCGUUCUGGUUUUCCUGUGGCUCGCUCGGUUACCGCUUUUAAUCUUAUAGCUAGUUCGAUCGAUCUCGGUUACUGUGUAGGUAUGUGUUGCAUGUAUAUGCUGAUUAUUAUGACUAACUGCUUGAUUGAUUGCUUGAUUUUGUUGUGGUGACCAAUUUUCCUGGUUCGGUUCAACCAUGCUCGUCAAUUGGUUCGUUGACUGCUGCUUGAUUGAUGUUAUUGAUCAUUUAAAUUAGAUGAUGUGCAUCCAGAAAAUUCGAUCCAGUUCGCUUUAAACCCGUGGUGUAUCCGCCUAUACGAGGGGUUUGGGUUGCGUUUCAUCUUCUUGGUACCAAGUGUGUUCGAUCUAUUUACUGGCUACAACUAUUUGGGCGUGUAGGAUAAUGGCUGCACAAAUCAUUAUCAGUAAUUCACAUUACCAUGUAUAUAUCAUACGGCCGAUGAAGCGGCAUGAGCUAGCUGUGCAAAUGGACUCCUGUUAUUUCAGAAAUUUUGAACUUCAUAGAUCCCUGACCACACGUCCUCUAUUUUUGGAUUGAACUGGCAACUUAUAUCCUUCUUCAUCACACUCGUGCUGUUCUGGCUAAUCCAAGCUUCCAUGACACUGGCACACUGCAUUUUUCUUGCUCUCCCUGUACCUGAAACGGUGCCCCUGUUUUGGUUCCUCAUCCAACUCUCAUUUGUGCCAAAGGAAGAAACAUAAUUUUGUUUUCGUUCACCAAUCAAACAAAACAGUGGAUAUGCUUGUAACAACGUGUUGAGGGCUCGUUCUCAAAAAAAAAAAAAAAAGGUUGAGGAGAAACCAUCACUGUUUUAGAUAAGUUACCUUCCGGAAUCCUAGUUAAAGAGGGCAUGUUCGGAAAGCAGCAACUUGCAGACUACUUACUUGCUGCGUGCAGCAUUGGUUACUAAUUUUCUUUACUGCUUUGGCACAGAGUUGGGGGAAUUCACUUAUGCAGGUUCUUUCAAUGAUGCUGCUUCACUAGUUAUUGAGACGAUCCCUAUUCAGUAGGAAAUUGUAGAUAGGUUACAUUUCAGGUACAAACCACUGAAGUCUUAAUUAGGACGCUGGCUUUCUCAAGAUGUUCUUGAUGGGAGAAUUAGAGGAAGUUUAGUUUAUUUGCGGAUAUUGCACGACUUUAAACCAAUGUUUGGACAAGUUUCUUCCUUUGAAGAUGAAGCCGGUGGCUGCUGGAGAGAACGGGGGGCCAGCACCACGGUAAAACUGAUGCAGAUGGAUCACUGUGUACGAAUUGCUUGGAAAUUCUUCUCUGGAUGGAUAUCAGUUGUGUAAUUUGUUUUCUCACAGCUCACAAUCCAGCUAGUUUAUUCUAGCUGUGAUUGUUUGGUGAUCAAACUAUGAGGUUUUUGCUGAUUGGAGCUGUCCGGCGUUGCUUUGGUCUUGUGUCAAUAUGCCUGGUCUUCAGCAGUAUUCAGCAACCAGAACUACAUGCAGUGGUUUCCUCUGUGACUGCAUUCUGUAUUGAGAGUCAUCCUGCUAAAUGCAUAAUACUUGCAGGUAUUUGUGUUGCGUUUGCAACGCGAUAGUUUUUGCGCUACCAAACAGCCGACAUGGGUGCCGUGCAGCUUGAGUCUGUUGCUGCUCAACAUGCACACGCUAAACUAAAUGUGGAUUCACUUCCUCAAGGCCCUUCGUUGUUUGAUGGAAAUGACACAGCCAGGAUUGAUGGUUCUAAGUCUGAUGAGUACGAAAGAUUUGAGAAGGGAUUAAUGCAGUAUGGAUGUGCGCAUUACCGAAGGAGAUGCCGCAUACGAGCUCCGUGCUGCAAUGAGAUUUUUGAUUGCCGGCACUGCCACAAUGAAUCAAAGAAUUCGAUUAAAAUUGAUACUGCUAGGAGACAUGAACUUCCACGCCAUGAACUGCAGCAGGUCAUAUGCUCAUUGUGUGGCACUGAACAAGAGGUACAACAAACAUGCAUAAGUUGUGGUGUAUGCAUGGGAAAGUAUUUCUGUGAAGUGUGCAAGCUCUUUGAUGAUGAUGUCUCAAAAGAGCAGUAUCACUGCCAUGUGUGUGGAAUAUGUAGAAUUGGUGGCAGGGAGAAUUUCUUUCACUGCUCAAAAUGCGGAUGUUGUUAUUCCAAAGUGUUGAAGAACAGUCAUGCAUGCGUUGAAGGAGCCAUGCAUCAUGACUGUCCAAUCUGCUUCGAGUACUUGUUUGAGUCGAGAAAUGAUGUCUCUGUUUUGCCAUGUGGUCAUACCAUUCAUGAAAAAUGCUUGAAAGAGAUGAAGGAGCAUUGCCAAUUUGCAUGCCCGCUCUGCUCCAAGUCAGUAUGUGACAUGUCGAAGGCAUGGGAAAGACUGGAUGCAGAACUAGCGACUCUGUCAAACUCCUUCGAUGAUAAAAUGGUUCGCAUAUUGUGCAAUGAUUGCGGGGCAGUAUCAGAGGUGCAGUUCCACUUAAUUGCACACAAGUGCCAUAAUUGCAAGUCGUACAACACCCGGCAGAUUUGAAGUAGUGAAGCCCUGGAUGGAUUCUACAUUCUUCCUGGAAGUUGGUGAGAGUGCUCCGGCAGUGGAGAUUCGUUCGUCUACGUGAUGUUUGCCGCGAAGGCACAUCACUAGACAAUUUAUCUGCGUCCUCGGCUGUUAGCUGCCCUGCAUCGUUUCUGUUAGUUCAAAAAAGUGUGUUAACAGUUUCCGCGCGUCCGUUCAAGCCUUGCAUAUUUCAGCACUUGGCAGACAGGUAGUACUCGAUUGGUAUCACCAUUGGCCAGGCCUGCAACGGAUAGGAUCUCCUCUCCAGGGAGAGUGUUGUGUGCAUGCAGCAGGUUGUGUGGCAUAGGGUUUAAUGGUUGCAAACUGUCUUGAUCGACAAUUUCCUUUUCAGUGAUCACCAAGUUGGGCUGUCA